AUGUCUGUUUUACCCACGUCAACUUAUUUUAACCCAUCCACGUCCUCUCUCCCACCUUCUUAAUAUUACCUUCAAAUUUGUACAAAACCAAGGGUAGUCACAGAAACCCAUAAAAUGACACAUCAGCUCUUUCAUCAUUUUCUUUCUCCUCCCAAACUGCCACCAGUUUUUUUAUUAAACCUUUAGCCUCUCAUUUUUGUUCCAAACUUUUCUUUUUUUCUCUGAAAACAAUCAAAACCCAAUUUCAUGUGUCAUCCCAAAACCAUCUAAAAAGUACUGCCAGACCCCCAUUUAAUAAACCCAUCUCUUCCACUCUCUCAUAGUUCCUCAGAGAGAGAGAGAGAGAGAGAGCAAAAGUUUCAUUUCUAGGAAUCAGGAAAGAGAUUAAAGGGAAAAAAAAAAAGAAAAAAAAAUAAAAAAAAGGGAAGAAAAUGGCAAUUUGCACUGUUUAUACAACACAACUCAAUCCCACAUGUUCAUUCUCUACGCCAUCAAAAACCCACUUGGGAUUUCACCAAAAACAGGUGGUUUUCUACAGCACAAGCAAGAAAAGCAGCAGAAGAAGCACUUCAAGCCGAUGUGUGAUAACAUGCUCAGCAGGUGACUCACAGACAGUUGUGAUUGGUCUAGCAGCAGACUCUGGUUGUGGGAAGAGUACCUUCAUGAGGAGGCUAACAAGUGUGUUUGGAGGAGCAGCAGAACCACCUAAAGGAGGAAACCCAGAUUCAAACACUCUAAUCAGUGACACAACCACUGUGAUUUGCCUUGAUGAUUACCAUUCAUUGGAUAGAACUGGUAGGAAAGAGAAGGGGGUUACUGCUCUUGACCCAAGAGCAAACAACUUUGAUCUUAUGUAUGAACAGGUUAAAGCUUUGAAAGAAGGCAUUCCUGUUGAUAAACCCAUUUACAACCAUGUUACUGGUCUUUUGGAUCCUCCUGAGCUCAUCAAGCCACCAAAGAUCCUUGUCAUUGAAGGACUUCACCCAAUGUUUGACCCGAGAGUGAGGGAUAUCUUGGACUUCAGUAUCUACUUGGAUAUCAGCAAUGAGGUUAAGUUUGCAUGGAAAAUUCAGAGAGACAUGGCAGAGCGUGGACACAGUCUUGAAAGCAUCAAAGCCAGUAUCGAAGCUCGAAAGCCCGAUUUCGAUGCUUAUAUUGAUCCACAAAAGCAAUAUGCAGACGCUGUGAUUGAAGUGUUGCCAACCCAACUCAUUCCGGAUGAUAAUGAAGGAAAGGUUUUGAGAGUGAAGUUGAUAAUGAAAGAAGGAGUUGAGUUUUUCAGCCCAGUUUACUUGUUUGAUGAAGGCUCAACCAUCUCAUGGAUACCAUGUGGAAGGAAGCUUACCUGCUCUUACCCCGGCAUCAAAUUUAACUAUGGCCCCGACUCUUACUACGGUCACGAGGUGUCUGUGUUGGAGAUGGAUGGGCAAUUUGACAGAUUAGAUGAGCUGAUUUAUGUGGAAAGCCAUCUAAGUAACAUAUCUACCAAGUUCUAUGGAGAAGUCACCCAACAAAUGUUGAAGCAUGCUGAUUUCCCUGGUAGCAACAAUGGAACAGGUCUCUUCCAGACUAUAGUUGGAUUAAAGAUAAGAGAUUUAUACGAGCAGCUCACCGCUAGCAAGGCAAAAACUCCGGUAGAAGCAACAAAAGCUUAAGCUAUUGAUCGAGUGAAUGCAACGCCUGCCUUGUUUGCCAAGGCAUGCAGGCCAUGAGUCUAUAUAAAAUAAUCUUUGUUUCAGUUUUUCUAUUUUUGUACUCCCCAUUUCUCUAUAAUGCUCAUGGUUGAGAGUGUUAGGCUAUUCCUAACCAGAAUGAGAACACUCUGUAUGUAAUUUUAGUUUCUGUUUGUAAUUCUAUGGAGAUCUGUAAAAUAGAGAAACAAAAAAAGCAUAACUUAAAUUCAGUUAAAGUUCUUACAAAA
This is a messenger RNA of Ziziphus jujuba (common jujube), 1921 nucleotides long. RefSeq names its product phosphoribulokinase, chloroplastic. The record is from RefSeq and is a predicted model, not a curated record. The transcript is spliced from 5 exons. Lineage: Eukaryota; Viridiplantae; Streptophyta; Magnoliopsida; Rosales; Rhamnaceae. Gene Ontology annotation, biological process: carbohydrate metabolic process. Gene Ontology annotation, molecular function: ATP binding; phosphoribulokinase activity. Gene Ontology annotation, cellular component: cytoplasm; chloroplast. The coding region runs from base 432 to 1655 and encodes 407 amino acids.